AUUGAACCAUGUUUCCUGCCGAACGAUGUCAAACUGGUCGUCGAGGAUCAACAUCUUCACGUAAACAGAGAUUUACUCGCAUCGGCGUCUCCCGACUUUGCGGCUUGGCUGAAGGAUGAGUGGCAGGAUCACCAACAGGCAGACACCACACUGCGGUUCACAGGGAAAACCUACCAUGAUAUGUCAAUAUUUAUGAAGUGUCUUCUGCCGUCAUUCCCCAAACAAGUAACUAAUAAAAAUUUGGAUAUAGUACUCUCUUUAGCAAACGAGUAUCAGACAGCAGACUUGUUACGUAAAUGUGUUGAAGUCAUCAACCAGCGCGUGGAAUCACUUUCCGAGGUCAGUAUAUACAUACCGCCCUCCCGGAUAGUCACAUAUUUACGCUGGAUCGAGAAGUUCAACAUUGACGAUGCAAAAGCAUGCGUUGUGAAGUCAGCAUCGUACCUAGAGGGAAAAAAACUCCAGAAAGAACCAGGCUACAAGGAUAUCGGAUAUGAACUUAAACUUGAGAUAUCUUAUGCCAGAGCCGAACUUCUAGAAAGUCUAUUUGUGGUGACUGUUGAAGAGAUUAUGG
This is a messenger RNA of Mizuhopecten yessoensis (Yesso scallop), 574 nucleotides long. RefSeq lists its product as uncharacterized. NCBI's taxonomy places the organism in Eukaryota, Metazoa, Mollusca, Bivalvia, Pectinida, Pectinidae. The transcript is spliced from 2 exons. The record is from RefSeq and is a predicted model, not a curated record. The annotation marks the transcript as partial. Gene Ontology annotation, molecular function: protein binding.